Messenger RNA from Naegleria gruberi, 942 nucleotides. RefSeq lists its product as uncharacterized. Lineage: Eukaryota; Heterolobosea; Eutetramitea; Acrasida; Naegleriidae. Bases 1 to 942 code for a protein of 313 amino acids. The transcript has a single exon. The record is from RefSeq and is a predicted model, not a curated record.
AUGACCACCGAUCAACCUGUUGAUGUUUUAGGAGCAGAAGAAGAUUCCGAUGAUGGAAGUGGAGAAGGAGCAAGAGAUGAGCUUGAGAAGAAAUAUGGAUACACUUAUGGAGAAUUUCUUGUAAUUUUCGGAUGGCUAGGAAGUAUUGCAAUGUUGGGAGUUUAUAUGUGGAGUGUUAUAUCUGGCUACUCUUAUCUUCAGACCCAUCCUCCAGUAUCAGUGGAUGUCACUUCUUAUUCAUCAUUGAACUUUCCCAAGACAACAUUUUGUUCAUCAAUACCAGAUACAGCACUAAGUUUUACUGGAUGCACAAUUCCUGGAGGGAGUUGCACUGAAACUCUUUCAUCAUCAAAAAUUACAGUAACACAGGCAGGUACUGUCUACACGUAUCAGUGUUUUACAUUUAAUGGAGAUGGAAAAUCAAAAUACAAAUCAAAUCAAAGUGGAUAUGGUGGAUCAAUUGCUUUUGAGUUUACACUUGAUGAUUUCUCAAAGAUUAAUAGUCUUAAAAGAGCUGGUCUUUAUGUAUUUUUCAAUACUUAUGAUGAAGGUGUUUCUGUCGAUAAUGACCAUGCCAAGUUCAAUUUUGCAUCAGUUGGAGAUGAUAACUUUUUCACUCUCUCUUUAGAGAACAUUAAGAGAUUAAAGACAUCAGUCGAGUAUAGAACUGAUAACACACUCUAUAAGGCAGUGAAGUCUUCUGUAAAAUUAAUUAACUAUUCUGAUGGAACAGUUGUGGUUUCUGUUGGUUAUGGUAAAUUGGACAUUACAACUAGAAAUGAAUUCGAGUCUAAAACUUGGACUGAAUUGAUGGGAGAAAUUGCUGGUAUGUUGGGUGUAUUGUUCGGCCUGGAUCUCCUAAAAAUGAUAAGAGUUGGGUUUAUUAUAUUCGAAGCAGUCAAAACUAAACAACACAGACUGGUCUAUGAAGCUUUGAAUUAA